Paramecium sonneborni is the source of this 1656-nucleotide messenger RNA. The record is from the annotation of a GenBank genome assembly. NCBI's taxonomy places the organism in Eukaryota, Ciliophora, Oligohymenophorea, Peniculida, Parameciidae.
AUGUUUAAACCAAAAAUGAUAGAAAAUGAAAAUGAUUUUUGUUGUUCUAAAGGACAUAAGCUACCAGUUCUUACAAUUGCAGUUGAUCCAAAUUUAUCAAGGAAUUAAAGGCUCUUAUGCUCAGAAUGCUUAGAGAACACAGACAUGGAUGCCAAAGUAAUUGGGUUAAAGAAAAUAAUUUCCUUGAUUGAAGAAAAUUAAGUAAAUAAGAUGGAAAAAUUACAAAAUAUCAUAAAUAGCUAAAUAAAUGUUAUUGAAUCAUUACAUUGUGUAGUUGAUCAAAUGAAAUCAAAUGUAAUCCAAAAGUUAAACUAAUUGAUUAAUAUUAUUAUUGAAUGGAUUCAGAAUCUAUAAUAACAAAGAUCAUAAUAUUCUCAAUAUAGUUUUUAUGAGGAAUUAGAAAAUAUGCUCUAAAAGGAAAAUAAAACUAAUUCCAGCUAAUAAAUAUUGAUCCAUGAAAUUUAGGAAACCAAUCUCUGUUGGGCUUCCAAAUUUCAUCCUUAAUUAGAACACUUUAAUUAAUUUGGAGAAUAUAAUAAAUGUAGAGAACUAUUAUCAAGUUUAGAAUUAGGAUCUGAUAAAUUAAUUUAGAUUGAAUAAUAAUAAUAAUAGAUCAAUAUUUAAGAGAUAAAAUCAGUGAGUACUUUAAUAAAUAUUGAACCAUCUUAAACUAUAGAAUCUAGUCAUCAAUAUAAUCUCAAUACAUUCAAUUAUUAAUUAAUCUAAGAGUAUUCAAUCUCCUAAUAUGAAUUCUGUUGUGCUAUAGCUGUUGAUAACUAUUGUUCAACUUUGGUGGCUGGAUGUAAUUCAAUUAUUAAAGUAUUUUAAUUCAACUAAGGAAAGAUCAACCAAAUUUAAUCUUUAAAUGAACAUAAGGAUUGGGUAUUAACUUUAAAUUUCAUGAAGAAAUCUAAGUAAUUUAUAUCUGGAAGUCAAGAUAAAUCUAUUAUAAUAUGGAAAUUAAAUUAAAAUAAUGAAUGGAGUUCAUAAUAAAUAUUAAAUGGACAUAUUAGUUGGAUCGAAUGUUUAGUAAUAAAUACUAAUGAAGAUCUAAUUAUCUCUGGAAGCCAAGAUGCAACUAUUAAAUUUUGGAUAAAAAAGAAUGAAUGGUUGUGUUAAUAAACAAUCAUUGAUCAUUCUAAAUCUGUUAAUGGAUUAAGUUUAAAUUAAUAAUAAAAUAGAAUUUUAUCAUGUGGAAUUGAUGAAUUUAUAUUAAUAAUUGAAUAAUCAGGACAGAAUACAGAAUGGAGAGUAUUGUAAAAGAUUACGGUUGAAAAGAGUGGUUGGAGAGUAUGCUUUAUUGAUAAUAAUACUUUCAUGUACUCACCAGGUGGUAAAGAAUAGAUUUCUUUUUUUGAGAUGAAUAUUAAUAAUAAAUAGUUUACAAAGACAAGAGAUAUUCUUAUUUAAAGUGGAAUAGAUUGCAAUCCAAGAUUUCCUUAACAAUAUAUAAAUUCAAAACGUAUUCUAAUGAGUAAGAAUGGGGAAUAUGUCAAUUUAAUAAGAUAAAAAUAAAAUGGAGAGUUUUUAACUGAACAAUCUAUUCAUUUUGGAAUUAGUUCUUUAUAUGGAGCAAUGACUGAUGAUGGAGAAUAUUUAAUCACUUGGGAUAGAGCAUCAUAUUAAAUACAAAUUAGAAGAUAUUAAGAAUAAUGA